Messenger RNA from Brassica napus (rape), 1226 nucleotides. RefSeq lists its product as uncharacterized. The transcript is spliced from 2 exons. The record is from RefSeq and is a predicted model, not a curated record. Bases 663 to 1073 code for a protein of 136 amino acids. NCBI's taxonomy places the organism in Eukaryota, Viridiplantae, Streptophyta, Magnoliopsida, Brassicales, Brassicaceae.
CUGUAAAACAGGAAAACACGACGAUUGGAAAACGGGUGGUUGAAAGCUGGCCCUAGAGAAGAAGAGAGAAUUGGAGAUCGAACAGAUCCGGCCUGAUCAUACACAUCCACCACGCCACGAUCGCUCCCCAGUCGUGGCCCAAGAGGAACACCCGGUCAACGCCGAGCGAGUCCAGCAGCCCGACGAGGUCUCUGACGACGUGGAGCACGGUGUACGAUUCAUGUGACGGGGGAGAGUCGGAAUCUCCGUAACCUCGGAGAUCGGGGGCGAUCGCGCGGUAGCCUAAGCCGGCGAAAGAGAGGAGCUGGCGGCGCCAAGAGUACCAGAGAUCGGGGAAGCCGUGGAGGAAGAGGAUCGCUGGACCUGAGCCGAUUGAAGACAAGUGGAGAUGAUUAGGUGAGUGCCUUGUCGGAGCUCUGGAUUGGAGCCAUCAUCCAAGGUGGUUUCCUCGCUUGGAGGGACGACGCGCUCGCAUGGAGGCCGUGGCGUGAGAAGAUCGGAUUGCAUGUUCGAGUUGUGGUUCCGGGAGAUGGAGGCUACCACAGAUCCGUCGUCGCCGGCUUUUCCCCGGGGGGGUGGAGGCUCCUUCAGCUCCGCCGACGCCGGUUCAAGUUCCCGGUGAUGCGCCUCGGAUCAUAGACCCGGGCCAGGAUGAUGCGACCAUGGCUGAGCCAGAUGAUUCUUCAACAAAAGACAAACCAGGAUGGAUUAAUGGUGAGGAUACUGAUCUAAAACCAGCUGAUGAGACUGAGGACGAGCUGGAACCAGCUGAAGAGAGUAUGCUUGAGCUGAAACCAGCUGAAGUGAUAGUAGAUGAGCUAGAUGAGCUGAGUGAGCUAAGUGAUACUAGCUUGGAGCUGAAUGAGCUAAGUGACACUGAAGAUGGAGCUGGUUUAGUUGCUGGGCGAAAUGAGCAUUUUUCAGUCCAAAGAAAAAUUCAUAACAAAUUCAAUUUGGGUCGGUUUUACACCAAAUUCGACCAGACCUUUCCUCAGUCCAUUUCAAGCCCAUUCUCAUCAAGAAUGCCAAGAGGGAGUCAGCAAGGAAGUCUUGGUCGUGCAUGGGAAAAAUAAUUCAACAAAAUCAUUAAUUUCGGUCUUUAGUCAAAGUCUUCAUUUCUAGUUUCCAUGUCUUGUUUUUAGCACAUUCUUCUUUGGAUUUCUACAACUUGUAAUCCUAUAUAUAGGGCCUAAGAGCCACGAAAUAAGAGAAGUUUUUUCCCCUUU